AUGUCGUACGUGGUGCAAGCAAGUAUCUUCGCCGGCGGUCUGGUCGUUGGUGCCGGUGGGGCUGUUCUUCUCUCGAGCAAGCACAAGCCCGCCCCCUCUGCAGUCACCCCGACGCAACAGCCUGCUGGUCCUGCUGCGACCACCACCCCAUCCUCCGUGCCCGACCUCUACACUCUCUCCUCAACGGACGCCCUCGGGCCCGCAGGCUACCCAGGCCCGAUCGCCGACUUCCUCCGCCACGCAGCCUACGUCUCAUCCUACGACCGUCGACUGCGCCACCCCUCCUGGACAGCAGAACACCUCACCUCCGCCUCCCUUCAACGUCCUCCCGGCACCAAACCCGAUCGCUCCAACUCUGUCUUCCGCGAGGACCUGCGCAUUCCCGAACUCUUCCGCGCGCGCAUGGCCGACUAUUUCCGCUCGGGCUACGAUCGAGGACACAUGGUCCCCGCUGCCGACGCCAAGUCUUCCCAGCUAGCCAUGGACGAGACGUUUCUCCUCACCAACAUCGCCCCCCAGGUCGGGGCGGGGAUGAACCGCGACUACUGGGCGCAUACGGAGGACUUUGUGAGGAGGUUGACGGGCAGAUUCGCCGAUCUAUACGUGUUCACCAUUCCACUGUACCUACCGAGGCAGGGGGUGGAUGGGAAGUUCAGAGUGAGCUACGAAGUCAUUGGUUCUCCGCCUAAUGUUGCCGUGCCGACGCAUUUUGCCAAGGUCAUUCUGGGAGUUGAACAAGCACGCGAGGGGAAUGGCGCACCGGGACCGAAAGUCGAGUGGAAGAGCGGACUGGCCAAGGUCGGACUCGGUGGGGGGACGAUGGCGCUGGGCGCGUUCGUUAUGCCCAACAGCAUCAUUCCAAACGAGGCACCGCUGGAGAGCUUUGCCGUGCCAUUGGAGACGGUGGAGAGGGCUGCGGGGCUGACACUGUUCCCACCGGCGGUCAAGGCGAGCGCCAAGAGGUUGUGCGAUACGGUGCAGUGCUCGAUUGUUGUCCGAGAUUUCAGUGACAAGAGUCGGACGUUGACGGCGCCCGGAGCCAAGCCACUGCCUCUGCCUGCGCCUAGGUCGUAG
Messenger RNA from Kalmanozyma brasiliensis GHG001, 1074 nucleotides. RefSeq names its product DNA/RNA non-specific endonuclease. Gene Ontology annotation, molecular function: RNA endonuclease activity; nucleic acid binding; metal ion binding. The record is from RefSeq and is a predicted model, not a curated record. The transcript has a single exon. Lineage: Eukaryota; Fungi; Basidiomycota; Ustilaginomycetes; Ustilaginales. Gene Ontology annotation, cellular component: nucleus; mitochondrial inner membrane. The coding region runs from base 1 to 1074 and encodes 357 amino acids. Gene Ontology annotation, biological process: apoptotic DNA fragmentation.